Molecule: messenger RNA, 885 nt
Organism: Penicillium cosmopolitanum
Lineage: Eukaryota; Fungi; Ascomycota; Eurotiomycetes; Eurotiales; Aspergillaceae
Product: Ac45/VOA1 transmembrane domain-containing protein
Exons: 5
Coding region: 1-885 (294 amino acids)
Biological process (GO): fungal-type cell wall biogenesis; (1->6)-beta-D-glucan biosynthetic process
Cellular component (GO): endoplasmic reticulum membrane
Source: RefSeq, a predicted model, not a curated record
AUGCAUCUAAGCAGGUUUGGACUGCUGGCCCUCGCGGCAGCUGCAGCUGAUGCCUUCCGCGAUACUUCGCCAUUCUUUAUGGCCUCAACUUCCGAGUUGUUGACCAACUCCGCCUAUAUCAAGACCAGCGCUUCGCUACUCGAUGAUUUGACCUCUUCUCUGAGCACCUGCCCGUCGGAUUACUAUGUCGUCGUCCACCAACCCGGUGUCCACAGCUCCGAUUUCUCGACUCGCAAGUCGGCACCCCGCCUUGGCGCGAAGAUGAUGGGCAAGGACAAGUCCAUUCGGUCGCAGAUGAGCGUUAAUGAAGUCGCGGGAUUAUUGGAUGGAGGCCAUAUCAAGAGCCUUCUUCAGGAGAAGUGCAAGGCGGAGACUACUGCCAUCGAUGGUUCUUCUGGAGAGUAUCCCUCCUACUUUGAUUCGGCUCCUCGUGUUAUUGACAUCGAAUUCCCCAUGCUCAGCUUGGGCUCGGAUCGUGCCAGCCAGCUGUCCGAUAAUGAUGGCCUCAUCUCCGAUAUCAUUGACCGUCUUCCCCCCAAGUCCAAGUAUACUCUCCUCUACGUUACCUCGCCUCGCGAGUUCCCCGAGUCCGACUCCGUGAUCUACGAGUCCGAUGGAGCUGGUUCUAGCUACCAGGAUCCCGUCCACAUGGACCUCAAGCGCGACUACUCCUCCUACAACUCCGAUUCCAGUGAUUCCGGCUCAGACCGCCGGUUAUCUCUGUUUGAUGAGUACCAAUUCUUCACUCCCGGUAUCUUCAUGGGUCUGAUUGCAACCUUCCUCUUUGUCACCAUUUUGUAUAUCGGUGUCAAUGCUCUGAGUAGCCUUCAAGUUCCCUACGCUGCGUUUGAGAAGGACACCUCCGCUGCUGCGAAGAAGCAGUAG